ACCGGCCAUGUUGAUUUUGUGAGAGAGAUCAUGAAUCAGGUGCCUUCAUUUGCGCAAGAGCUUAACAAAGAUGGUUUUGCCCCAAUUCACCUGGCAACGGCUGCAGGGCACUUAGAAGUAGUGAGAGAGCUUUUGAACAAGGGGGAUUCCGACCUGUGUUUGUUGAAGGACAAAGCAGGGAGAACGCCAGUCAAACAUGCGCAGCCACGAAAGGGAGGAUCCAUAUCAUAAAUGAGCUGCUAUCAAAGUGUCCUCAUCAAAAAGCCAUGGAGCAAGUGACUCUUAACGGUGAAACUGUUUCACACUUGAUGGUGAAGAACAGUCAAUAUUUGAAGCAUUCAAAGUCCUGUUUCAAGCAUCAAAAAAGCUAGAGGAUCAUGAGGGGCGAGUAAAUGCAAAAGAUAAUGAAGAUCUGGCUGUUUCCUAUUGCUUCGAAGCGCCAAUCAUUGUUCGUAGGUUCAAGUGAAGGAAUUGGACGAACGGCAUGUUCUGGAUAGUAUCUGUUGGGCAUUGACGAUAUCGACGACUACGUUUAGGCAAAUGAAGGGGAGGGAUCAUUGCCUUGGGAGAAGGACAAGCAUGUUUAUGAUCUAAUGGAGAAUAACAAUUGGGCAGUUUGAGCAAAUUGCUUUGAGGAGGAUUGUUGUUUAUCUGUACUUCUCUUGGUUCUUACCUUCCUCCAACAACUAGAAGCUGGGAGGGGUUGAAACCUGAGGGAGAGCACUUAGGGGGUAUUGGGUUGGAUGUUUCGGAAGGCUGCUUUAUAGGACAUGAAUGAUGAAUUGAAGAUGGUAAUGUUGUGUUGCAGCUUGCUUUGUUUUUUCUUCUCAUCUCUGUUUUAAUGGAGGUGAUGGCCUGGGUUUGCUUGGAAAUUAUAAUUUGUGAAGAUUAGUUUAGUUUUUUUAACUAUUUGGUGUCUCAGAAAACAAAUGAAAAUAUUAAUGAUAA
This is a messenger RNA of Rubroshorea leprosula, 948 nucleotides long. NCBI's taxonomy places the organism in Eukaryota, Viridiplantae, Streptophyta, Magnoliopsida, Malvales, Dipterocarpaceae. The record is from the annotation of a GenBank genome assembly.